This is a messenger RNA of Dalotia coriaria, 2426 nucleotides long. RefSeq names its product calcitonin receptor-like. Gene Ontology annotation, cellular component: plasma membrane. Gene Ontology annotation, molecular function: G protein-coupled peptide receptor activity. Gene Ontology annotation, biological process: cell surface receptor signaling pathway; adenylate cyclase-modulating G protein-coupled receptor signaling pathway. The coding region runs from base 328 to 1551 and encodes 407 amino acids. The record is from RefSeq and is a predicted model, not a curated record. The transcript is spliced from 10 exons. NCBI's taxonomy places the organism in Eukaryota, Metazoa, Arthropoda, Insecta, Coleoptera, Staphylinidae.
UCCUGCCGCGGGCGGGUCGCGAUUUUCCUUCAGUCGGAAAAGCGCUCGCGUCGCGAAAGCUCUCCCGUCAUCCUGUCGCAUCCUGCGCUCGCUUGCGAAGUAUAGUGCCAGUUUAAAGUUUUCGCUCUGUGCGCGCGGCAUUAGCGUUUGUGGUUUGAGUUGAAAAGUGUAAUCAAUAAUAAUUAAAUUGGAAUUCAAUUACGAGUGUGUAAUAAAAGUGUUUACAAGAAAGAAAAAAUUGUUUUUAAAAUUUAAUUGUGAAAGAAAAUAUUUUGAUUGUAAUUAAUACUUAUUAUUAAUUAAAACUACGGAUGUAUUAACAACAAGAUGCUCGACGACCAAGAAAAAUUAGAAAACAGACGAAUAGCGUAUGAAAAAUGCCAAAAUAGCACUUAUAUUGAAGGCUUUUGUCCACCUGUAGUCACACAAUUCGAAGGUUUACAUCACUGCUGGGAAGCGACCCCUGGCGGGACCGUCGUAAGUGCGCCAUGUCCCAAGCUACCCACAUUUUUGGAACACAAAUUGAUGCAUAAAGAAUGUUGGCCGAACGGCACGUGGUUCAUUCAUCCAAAUUCAAGUAAUUUCGGCCAUUGGACAAACUAUACUGAAUGUAUCGCUCAGGAUAAACUAGCAUUUCAUAUGACCAUAAAUCGAUGGUUUGUCAUUGGAUACUCAAUAUCUCUAGUGGCGUUGAUUAUCAGUUUAAUAAUAUUCCUCAGUUUUCGCACAUUGAAAUGUACACGCAUCCGGCUACAUAUCCAUUUGUUUCUGUCGUUUAUAAUGAAUAAUAUAAUGUGGUUAAUAUGGUACAUUGAAGUAAUCCCGAGAUCCAGUGAAUUGCGCAGUGAAAAUCCGUUAUGGUGUCAAGCAGUAGAAAUCUUUCUGAAAUACUUCCUCGUCGCCAACUACAUGUGGAUGUUCUGCGAGGGACUUUAUCUCCACAUCUCUUUAGUGGUUGUUUUUGUGCGUGACAACGUCGCCUGGAUAUGGUUCGUUCUGAUUGGUUGGGGAAUUCCGUUUGUGGUCAUAACUAUCUACGCAUUUGUACGGAUAGUCUACCUACAAGACACUCGUUUUUGUUGGUUAUUACCAAGUCCAGCUGUGUUAAUCUACAGCAUACCGGUGUGGAUCACGCUCGCGAUAUCCUUCAUAUUCUUGUGCUACGUGCUUCGCGUGAUCGUCAACAUAAUGAAUCCGAACUCGGAAAAUCCAGCGCCGUUGCGCGCGAAGCGUGCUGCAAGAGCCACACUGAUUCUCAUCCCAUUGUUUGGUCUACAAUAUAUGCUCAUCCCAUUUCGGCCAGAUUCCGAACACAAAUUCGCGUAUCUCUACGAUUAUCUUACAGUGGUCAUUACAUCUUUACAGGGUUUGUGCGUUUCGGUGUUGUUCUGCUUCGCCAAUCAAGAUGUACACCAAGCAAUCGCGCGUUGUCUACGCCGGCGACUAAGCAUCGGCGGGUGGUCUCGAUACGCCGCCCCUGGGGGCGAUCAUUCCGGCGGUGUAUUCAUCAUCAAUAGUUCAGGCAACCGCACAAGCAUACGCAUGGUAUGACUGCAGCGAGCGUCGACCGUGCGCGCAACACCCGCGUGUGGAGGCGGCGGGGGCGGCAUGGCGACGAUUGAAACCACCGCAAAUGGACGCCCGACAACAAAUCCGGAAUGUAUGCAACUUAUGCGCUCCAAUACCUAUGCGGAAGUAUAAAUAAACCCACAAAUAACACGGAAUGACUCAUCACAAACAUUAAAAUAGAUCAAAAUAGUUUAUAAACCUAGCUUUUGCUUCUUAAUAUAUGUAAAACAUGCAACACAUGUUCAAACAUACAGGGAAUUAAAUUAAUUUAUUAUAAGCAAUCUAAAUUAUUUUUUUGAAAUAUUUAUUUAUAAAAUUUUACGUGAUUUUAUUGUAUUUUACAAUUUUAAAUGUUGAGUUAACAUGUUUCGCCCUGAGGGCAACUUCAUAAAUGUGUUUAAAUGAGUGUAAAAUUGUAAAAUCCAAUAAAAUCACGUAAAAUUUUAUAAAUAAAUAUUUCAAAAUAUUACAAUGGAUUACGUAUUCACAAGUGAAAGUAAUGCAAUCUAAAUUAUUAAUUAAGUAAAUAGUUAACGGCAAAUAUUUAUUAAAUAUAGUAAAAUGUUUAAAUAGUAAAUAUAUUAACAUAAUAGUAAAAUAAUAUCCCAAUAUUAUUAUUAUUAUUAUUUAUUCUAGAAUAAAAUAAAAUAAUAAUAAUAUAAAAAUACAAAAUAUAUAUUUGUACCGUUUGUAUGGCAUUGUACAAAAAAUAUAUUCUAUCUAUUAAUAAUAUUUUAUGUAGUUUAUGUAAUUUAUGGAAAAUGUUAUUUGUAAAACGAGAAUUUUGUCGAUUUGAUUUCAUCGACUGGAGGAAAAUAAAUGUAUGAUGUCAAUAAAUAUAAAAUAUCUUGUGUUUA